Pollicipes pollicipes is the source of this 603-nucleotide messenger RNA. RefSeq names its product protein unc-79 homolog. The transcript is spliced from 5 exons. Lineage: Eukaryota; Metazoa; Arthropoda; Thecostraca; Pollicipedomorpha; Pollicipedidae. Gene Ontology annotation, molecular function: protein binding. The record is from RefSeq and is a predicted model, not a curated record. Bases 1 to 603 code for a protein of 200 amino acids.
AUGCUGCGCCGGCCUGACCAGGACGCCACACGGCUGGCGCUCUACCCCAGCCUUGACUACACUGGACUGCACCGUGCGCUGGUUCAGCUGUUCGACAUCGUCCCACUCCUACAGUACGGCGUGCACGGGUUCGGCCAGUCGCUGUUGCACACCAUGUCGUGCCUGGUGCCGUUUCUGGAGCACAGCCUGAUCGACACGCUGCCCUACCUGGUGGCCUCCAGCCUGGCCACGUUCCCCGUGUCGCUGCACCGGGACAUCGUCAACACACUCUGCCAUUACCUGCUGCCGUUCACGCUCAGCCCUGAUGUAGAGAAUUAUACUUCAAGCUCCAUCACGGCCAUCGUCAUGGUGGUGUUCCAGUAUACUGACGUCACAGCGCUGCACUGCCAGCUGCUGGAGACGGUGAUGUCGCGUCGGCGCAUGGUGAUUCGCGACCUGUUCUGCAUCAUCGCGCACGGCACGGUCAGCGCCCGGCUGCCGGCCGCCCACCUGCUCUUCCACUACUGGCCGGCGCUCAAUCCGUCGUCUGCCGACCGGCGCGGCCACCUGCUCAAGUUCACAGCUCUGCUACGUCACAACCACCACCACCUACUCGUCUUCUAA